Messenger RNA from Arvicola amphibius (Eurasian water vole), 303 nucleotides. It is a transcript of the gene Gng3, whose product is annotated as G protein subunit gamma 3. Gene Ontology annotation, biological process: G protein-coupled receptor signaling pathway. Gene Ontology annotation, molecular function: G-protein beta-subunit binding. The record is from RefSeq and is a predicted model, not a curated record. Gene Ontology annotation, cellular component: heterotrimeric G-protein complex. Lineage: Eukaryota; Metazoa; Chordata; Mammalia; Rodentia; Cricetidae.
UCUGAAUCAGAGCUUCGGUGCCCUCCUCCCCACGACACUACAUCCCAGGCUGCUGCCACUGCCUGUCAUUUCAGGAUGAAAGGGGAGACCCCUGUGAACAGCACUAUGAGUAUUGGCCAAGCACGCAAGAUGGUGGAACAGCUUAAGAUUGAGGCCAGUUUGUGCCGAAUAAAGGUGUCCAAGGCGGCAGCAGACCUGAUGACCUUACUGUGAUUGCCCACGCUUGUUGAGGAUCCCCUCAUCACUCCUGUGCCCACUUGAAACCCAUUCCGGGAGAAGAAGUUCUUCUGCUGCCUCCUCUGA